Messenger RNA from Botrytis fragariae, 717 nucleotides. RefSeq names its product putative cfem domain-containing protein. NCBI's taxonomy places the organism in Eukaryota, Fungi, Ascomycota, Leotiomycetes, Helotiales, Sclerotiniaceae. The coding region runs from base 1 to 717 and encodes 238 amino acids. The record is from RefSeq and is a predicted model, not a curated record. The transcript has 5 exons.
AUGUGCCUUGGCUUUAUACUUGCGAGCGGAAGUGCUACUCCGAUGAAACAUUUUACACAUCCACGAUUGAUCAUUUGGUUCAAGGGCUUGGUUUCCAAUUAUGUCUUCUGGGGUGAAGUCACAGCUUGUAUUCCUUUGGCGGCAGCAUGGACUCCGGGGUUGAAAGGAACUUGCAUCAACGACAAACAAAUGUGUACCGCUGUCGGUAUGAUGCAUGUAGUCUUCGACUUUUUGAACUUGCUACUUCCUAUUCCUAUCAUCUGGAGACUUCAGGUGCCAACUUGGAGUCGAGUUAUUGUUAGCCUUGUUUUGUCAGUUGGAGUUUUUGCGAGUGUCUGCUCGAUCCUUCGUAUGGCUUGUCUCAUUAACCUCGGCGAUAAUCCCCAAGAUAAAACCGGUUCAUGGUUAUAUAUGAUUUACCAAGUUAUCGAAGCCCCUAUCGAAAUCUUUGCUAUUUGCGUACCAAACCUAUCACCUAUUCUGAAGCACAUAUAUGCCUCUGCUUUUGGGACAAGUAUUAAAUCAUUGUUUGAAAGCAAGAGUCGAUCAACUGGAAGUAACGAUAUCUCUGAAAGCGGUAAGAACUCAAAGUUCAAGGAGAUCAAAAAUCCAAGUGGCUUUUCAAGCAAUGGCAAAGGAAGCUUCAGAGCUGAGAGUGACGAGGUGCCAUUACAGGAUAUCGAGUCUGUACACCGUGAUAGGAGUUUGGAGCAAUGA